CGCGCAAUGGCGCCGCCGGGGCCGGGAGCGGAGCCGCGCUUGGCGGGGCCCGGGGGAACGGGGUAGCUUUGAAACUGGCCCAGAUGGCCAGGCUUUUUCGGAGGGAAAGGAGCAGUUCCCCGGUGAAAGUGGUGGAGACUCUCGGGACACCUGCACAGCUCUGGAGCAAGAGAUGAAGAAGUUUUGCUGUUAAAGCAGCUUGGUCACAGGGGGCUCCAACAGAAAACUGCACCAGGACAACACCACAGCCCACGGGCUCGAGUUCUGCUUGACAUGGCCAUGUUCUACUAGCCCUGCCAUGACGGCAUUUUUCCCCAGUGUUCCCAACUGGAUUCAAGAUGCAAAGCAGGAGGAGGAAGAGACAGGCUGGAAAUUAGUCCCCAGACCAAGAGGUGAAGAAACCGACAGUCAGGGAAAAUGCCAGUGUGAACUAUCAGAGCCCUCCUUCCCUCACGUGGACAAGCUGAGAACUCACACGCUUUCCCACUCGGAGCAGAGGCCCUACAACUGCCCCCAGCUGCACUGUGGCAAGGCCUUUGCCUCCAAGUACAAGCUCUACAGGCAUAUGGCCACGCACUCUGCUCAGAAGCCCCACCAGUGCAUGUACUGCGAGAAGAUGUUCCACAGGAAGGAUCACCUCCGGAACCACCUGCAGACCCACGACCCCAACAAGGAGGCCCUGCACUGUCCCGAGUGCGGCAAGAACUACAACACCAAACUGGGCUUCAGGCGACACCUGGCCAUGCACGCAGCUGCCAGCGGUGACCUCAGCUGCAAGGUGUGCCUGCAGACCUUCGAGAGCACCCAGGUCCUGCUGGAGCACCUCAAAGCCCAUUCCAGGCGCGCGUCCGGCGGGGCCAAGGAGAAGAAGCACCCGUGUGACCACUGCGACCGGCGCUUCUACACCCGCAAGGACGUGCGCAGGCACCUGGUGGUGCACACCGGGCGCAAGGACUUCCUGUGCCAGUACUGUGCUCAGAGGUUUGGGAGGAAAGACCACCUGACCAGGCACAUGAAGAAAAGCCACUCCCAGGAACUGCUGAAGAUUAAGACGGAGCCGGUGGACAUGUUGGGUCUGCUCAGCUGCAGCUCCUCUGUGGCAGUGAAGGAAGAGCUGAGUCCUGUCCUGUGUAUGGCAUCCAGAGACAUGAUGGGUGGUAAGAGCUUCCCUGGCAUGCUGCCCGUGGGCAUGUACAGCACACAUCUCCAAACCAUGCCAAGCUCAGGGAUGCCCCAUUCUUUGGUUCCUAAUUCUCUUCCAAUGGGAAUGAGCUAUCCUCUGGAGUCUUCUUCUCCCAUCUCCUCCCCACCGCAACCUCCUCCAAAGUAUCAGCUUGGAUCUACCUCAUAUUUGCCUGAGAAACUACCCAAAGUAGAGGUGGACAGCUUUUUGUCAGACUUCCCUGGCAGUCUGUCUCUCUCAUCUGGUGAUCCUCAGUCCUCUUCGCCUCAGCCACCCGCCCUGGAUGAGGCUUUGCUUUCCAAGAGCCCUGCUAACCUCUCAGAGGCUCUCUGUGCUGCUAACAUGGACUUUUCUCAUCUUCUUGGCUUCCUUCCCCUAAACCUUCCCCCUUGCAAUCCACCUGUCUCGUCAGGGGGAUUGGUCAUGGGCUACUCGCAGGGGGAGGCGCAGCCACUGCUCACCACUUUGCAACAUCAACCUCAAGAGUCUCCCGGAGCCGGGGCCUCGCUGAACUUUGGGCCCCUUCACUCGUUGCCCCCCGUCUUCACCUCCAGCUUGAGCACAACCACGCUGCCACGGUUCCACCAGGCGUUCCAAUAAGCUGGAAAUAGCACUGGAGAACAGAUCUUUCAGUCACCCUUUUGUGGAGAGCCUUAAAAGCGCACAACUCUUCCUUCCUUGGGGGUGUGAAAGCUCUGGCAGAGCUGGGUCAGACAGGAGGUUUCUGAUCUCGGAGGGAGCACUUGUGGACUGGAACCUGUGCAAGUCCCAGUCCUGUACAGCAGAAAGAUUUCAGCUGAUAGACUGGAUAUAUUUUAUCUAAUUUUUAAUCUGUGAAUCAGGAGCCGCGCUUAGCACUGACCUUCCCUGAGAAUGCUGGAGCUGUAUUCCUCUCUGGGAAGGGACUGUCCCUCAGAAGGAGCUGAGACUCUUUCAUCCUGGGCUAAACUUUUGAAGAGUCCAGCUUCCAUUUCAUGUUACCACACUGCAAUUCUGGCAAACCAGCCAACACCUCCACAUGGAGAAGAAGUCAUGAUACCACUCUGUAUGAAGCCAAUGGGGAAGAGCUGUCCUUCCCUGCUACCUCUCAUCCCAUCACCCAACACAGCUUACUCCACAUCAGUGUUAAGCAACAAGCCCGUUUACAUAGUGAAUUCAACGCCGCCUCUUUGGAGCUGUUAGGAUAAACUCGUUAUGGUGAACAUUGUUUACACAACACAAAUCUGUUUCUGCCAUUGCAAAAAAUAGGAGGCACCAGAAUACACUGGGUUCAUCUCUGGUGUAGCUAGAACACUGUUUACACAACGAAGUCAGGUUGCACUGAUUUCUCUUCACUUAUCAUGUUCUUCCCCCAUGGGGAAAUCCACUGCUUUUGGACCACUUCAGCCUUUGCCCCCGUAGGCAGCAGCUUCCUGCCUUUUCUGGCUGGCUGUCCCGAGUGAAGGGGAUGGAGCAGCUCUCACAGCUCAGCUUGGUGUGUGGUGUAUGGACAGAGCCCUUUGAAAUCUCUCCCCCAGGCAAACAGAUCUGGAAACCAAAGCACGUCAGAGAGCUGGGUGAGGAGCUCGGGCCAUCGAGCACUGGCAGACCAGGCGUGGGUGAGAACAGGCUGCAGGCCCUGCUCCACACCUUCCCUUGGGAUGAGGAACAGAGUAUGAGUUUCUGGGGUUUGGGCUUUUUUUAACCACUCAUUGAAGUCAGCACCCUUUUUGGCUUGUCCAGGAAGGAGUCUCAAAGGUGUAUUUUAACCUCAAUGGUGAUAACAUGCAAGAAUCAGGGAAAAAUUGGUCCCAGCUUCAUAUACACAGUCAGUGUAUUUGAAGCAUUUCUCCCAACACCAAUAGUUCUAACAAAUGCUGAGGUUUGGGGCCUGCAGUCAAGUUUUCACUUAGGAUUUGGUUCCACUGGCCUUUUUUGUUCUCUCCUGCUCAAGCCUUGCCUCCUAAAGUUAAAGUCCUGCUUCCCUUGCUCCCUGCCCUACCUCUUCAACUCUUCCAUGGGCUGUCUACCUACCAGGGCAGGAGGGUUAUCCUGGGAAGAGGCAGCCAGCUGCUGGUGUCACUUAGCACCUGUAUUGUCUCCUGCUCCUGUUUUCCUGGGCACUUCUACUGCAGAUGGGGACAUAUGGAGGUCUCUCUGCACUGGUGCAUGUUUGUGACCAUGGAUGGGCAGAUCUUCAUACCUCAGCAUGGAGGAACCAUUGUAGGCCAAUAUAAACCAGGAAAUCUGUCAAUAUUGUUCUCCAUAAAUCUAGGAAAUGCAAAAUCUACCUCUACUCUGUUAUCUCAGCUCCUUGGGUGAAGCCAGAUGCUGUCCUCCCCGUCUCCCCAGAGCACAUCCACCUCAGUUGAUGCAGAUUCCUUCCUGCUGAGCCAUGAUCCCACUGUGUGACAUCAGCUGUGCCUCUUUUGGUCACAGGCAUGUCCCCCUUCCAUUUUACUCCAGAAUUUUAUUUUUAAUUUAGUUUAGUAAUUCUUCCCAGAAUGACUCUUUAGCAAUCCAUUGAUUCUCCAGAACAUAGAUCGGUUGUUUUAGGUUAGCCAGCAAUGCUGCAAAUGAGACUUUUGUAUCAAAAUGUAAUAUAAGAUUUAUUUACCUCAGCAAUAUCCUGUGGCAAUGAUCUCCCCGAGUUGAAUGCAGUACUUUUUCCUUUUCUCCACUGGAAAAUGUUGCCUUUCCAAGUCCAACGAGUGCCUUCUUGUUCUCUAACCUAGCAAAGGUAAACAGGGCAUUGCAGCCAGUCUGUUUACCAGCAUUGAAUACCUCAGGCCUGUCUUCUAUUGCUUUGCUCUUUGCAAAUUAAAGAGUUUCACACUGUUAUCAAUUAUAUGCAAGCCUUAUCCCUGUCUUCAGUUGAGAGGAUUAUUAUUUUUUGAGAAAUAAAUGGUCAGAACUGAUCACUCACUGGCAGUGAGGAUUAUCAGAUUUAUGCAAUGCCAUCACACACCUUCUCCCACUGCAGAACAUUCAGCUUUUUUGCUUUCUGCCUGCAUUGUACUCUGAACAGAUGUCAUCACUGGAAUUCCUUUAGCAGUGGUAGCUAAACUUAGAGCCAGGCAUCUUUUUCCUACCAGUAGUCUGUCAAAGAAUAAAUGGAAUUCAUUUUGCUAUGA
Melospiza melodia melodia is the source of this 4296-nucleotide messenger RNA. It is a transcript of the gene PLAGL2, whose product is annotated as PLAG1 like zinc finger 2. NCBI's taxonomy places the organism in Eukaryota, Metazoa, Chordata, Aves, Passeriformes, Passerellidae. Bases 299 to 1783 code for a protein of 494 amino acids. The record is from RefSeq and is a predicted model, not a curated record. Gene Ontology annotation, molecular function: DNA-binding transcription factor activity, RNA polymerase II-specific; sequence-specific DNA binding. Gene Ontology annotation, biological process: regulation of transcription by RNA polymerase II. The transcript is spliced from 4 exons. Gene Ontology annotation, cellular component: nucleus.